Periconia digitata is the source of this 2859-nucleotide messenger RNA. Lineage: Eukaryota; Fungi; Ascomycota; Dothideomycetes; Pleosporales; Periconiaceae. The record is from the annotation of a GenBank genome assembly.
CGCCAGAACGCUCGGCAAAAAUCUGCGAUCCCCCCUGCGCCCUAUCACACACACGCGUGCUCUGCUCUGCACUGCACCUGCUUCCCGGAACUGUCUAGUGACAAGAAUAGCCCGCCGGCCCAAGCAAGCAAGCAAGCAAAGCCCACGUUAGUCGUCUAGUUCUUUUCUUCUUCCUCCUCUGUCCUUUGUUGCCUUGCAAGCAGUCGUCCAGUCCGUUGCCAGACGGACAGCCAGACAGACAGACGGACUGGCUUUGCAGAGACGAAAGGGUAACGUAUUGGGCUUUGUCCGGCCUACUCCUACUACGGCCACUGCUACCGCUACUGCUACUGCUACCGCUGCUGCUGCUAGCCCGUGUGCAGCCAGCCUGCCACUGCCUAAGCCUCCCGCUUACCUGCUAGCGCUCCCCACUCCGGGCGCCCGCUGUGGCCGCUCAUUUGCUGCCCGCCUGCGCAGCUCCUUGUCCGCCUGCCCGCCUGUCCUGCGCCGCCUUGUGUUGUGUGAGUGUGAGAGUGUGUGCAUCCAUCCAUCGCCUCCAACAAGACUGGUGCGCGUGUGCCGCCCCCCUGCCUCGGGGCCCUUGCUGGCUGCUGGCUGCAGUGAAUCAAACCGAGUGCAUGCAGUGGCUCCAUUGUUGUCGCUCGGUGGGUCUCGUCGUAGGCCGAUACCGUGGCCCUUGCCACCCUGGGCUGGCCCUGGCCCAGGCGGGCCAACUUGCUGCUGCUGCUGCUGUUGCCCAUGGCUGCUGCAUCAUGGAUUCAUGGGUCCAUCAAAUCACCCACUCCCUCUCAUAUCCAUUGUGUGCGUGCGUCGUGCGUGCGAGUGGAACCGCCUGGCCCUUGCUCCCCCCCCAACUCGACCGCGGGUGGCCUGUCUUCUCUCCCGUCUUCGUCAUGUCAUGGCGCCGCCUUGCGCUAGCGAGCCCCAUCCUUCCAACCAAGUGCUUUCCCUAUAUUUACGACCCCCCGGUCCCCACCAGCCAAUAGCCGCCCGCCUAAGCCCCGACCGUCUCUACAAUACAACCCGCCCGCCUGCCUGCCUGCUUGUGUGCUUACCUGCCAUCCAUCCAUACAUACAUACACUACUACCACCUCCUACAUCAUCUCUAGCCUCUCUACACGCUUUCUACCUCUCCUCUCCUCUCACACUACUACUACUACUACCUCCACCACUACUCUUCCUCCUCUUAUAUCAAACACCUCAACUCACUCCAACCACUCCUUCCUUCUACCACCACCACCACCACUCUUCACCACCUUUCCUGCCACCUGCCAUCCUUUGUUUCCACCUAGGAUCUUGCCAUCCAUUACUUGCCGGAUCUGGUAUUUUGAACGCUCGUGCAUCGCUGUUCCUCUGCUCCUAUUUGGUAUCCAACUUUUGAUUUCUCUUUUCCGUACUUAAUACAAAAGAAAAAAAGGACCGUUCCGGACCUGUUUGGAUCUUUUUGGUUUUCUACCGCCCAUUCCAUUUUCCGGAGUGCUUGAUAUCCGUCCUUGAGGCCUUCACUGGACCUGCAAGGACCUUCUCCCCCCUUCCUCCUCACACACUAUGUUGCCGACUCCCCCAGCAUCUCCAUCUCUCAAUGCAUUCUGUGCCCCCGAGGACCGCCUAGGCCAAAUUCUUGCUGGAAGACUGCAACUCACCGGAAUCCUUGGCGUUGGAGCUUACGGUGUAGUGUACACGGCCGUUGAUAUCCAGACCAACGUUCCAUAUGCCGUCAAGGCCCUGAACAAGAUUGGCCUCGAGCCCAGGCAGCAAAAGUUCCAGCAACGGGAGAUCCAACUGCACCACCAGGCCUCUGCUCACCCCAAUGUCGUUUCUUUGGUAAAGAUCAUGGAUGCCCCCGACUGCACCUAUGUGGUCCUGGAGUACUGCCCGGAAGGCGACCUGUUCUCCAACAUCACCGAACAGGGCAAAUACGUUGGUAAUGAUGCUCUCGCCAAGAGGGCUUUCCUUCAGAUCCUGGAUGCCGUGGAAUAUUGUCACUCCGUUGGAAUCUACCACAGGGAUCUCAAGCCCGAGAACGUCCUUGUAAAAGACCAAGGCAUGACCUGCAAGCUCGCCGACUUUGGCCUUGCCACCAACGAUCACAUCACCUCCGAUUUUGGAUGCGGUUCCACUUUCUACAUGUCUCCAGAAUGCCAAACAUCGGCUCCUAAGCCCUACUCCUGCUACGCGUCUGCGCCCAAUGACGUCUGGAGCCUCGGUGUUAUUCUGGUCAACCUCACCUGUGGACGUAACCCAUGGAAACGUGCUUCCUUCGAGGACAGCACCUUCCGUGCUUACAUGAAGGACCCCAAGUUCCUUCGUUCCAUCCUGCCCGUGUCUCUAGAGCUGGAUUCCAUCAUGAGGCGCAUCUUCGAGUUCAACCCAGCCAAAAGGAUCACCAUUCCCGAGCUUCGCGACCUCAUCAUCAAGUGCCCGCGAUUCACGGCCUCCAAGUCGGCGGCUCCCACGCCCGUCUCCACUCCUCCAUUCACCCCCGUGGACUAUGCUGCCCAGCAGGAAGCUGCUUACUACCAAUCCCAGGUCGUGCCCCCUGUAGCUCCUCUGUCGGGCCCCGUCUAUCCGACACCCGCCCACGACGUGUCUUACCCUCAAUACUCAACUUCCACUGGAAGUGCCCACUCGGACAGCGGCUCUGUGUUUUCCGCCUGUUCGUCGGCAUCGUCCACUUCCUCAAAUGGCUCCUUUACUCACGUGGCUGCUCCGUCCCAGAAGAUGCCCAUCAGGGCACCCCAACAACAAUACGUUUCUCCUCCCUCGAACACAUGGUUUCACCCGUUCAUUCAGGCCGCCAACCUUGUAAAGCAUGUAUCGUUCCAGCCACAGAUGAUGGCUCCCGUUCAUGUCUACUAA